Coregonus sp. 'balchen' is the source of this 4124-nucleotide messenger RNA. Lineage: Eukaryota; Metazoa; Chordata; Actinopteri; Salmoniformes; Salmonidae. The record is from the annotation of a GenBank genome assembly.
AUGAGUGUCAGUACUAAAGAGUCUCUGCUUGUCCACUACUGGUCCUCAGCACCACUCGUCCUCCUGCUCCUCUGUUCUGGUAAGAGACCCACAUUCCCACUGGAGAGACUUGGUGUUGAUAAAUGUGUUAUGAGACGUUAUGUUGUGAUAAGGUAUAGAGUAUAGGUACUGGCAAAUAUAUUCUGACUGGUUCUCUCUGUGUACGAAUAUGCCUAAAUUUGUGAGCUACUUAGUAUUGGCGAUAAUUCUAUAAAGCAUAGAAGAGGACUUGUUAUAAAUGAAUCAUGAAUACCACAUAACAACGUUAGCCAACUAAGACUGUGGAAGAUCACAACUGAUCAUCAACAAGGUCACUGCAUAGUGCAAAUAGCAUUAUGUACAGCAAUUAGGAACAAACUAUUGUCGAACAGAGCUGAAAUGACAGGACAAUUUCAAUAUUCAUACCCCUUCACUACUUCCACUUUGUUAUGUUACAGCCUUACUCUAAAAUGGAUAAAAUAGUUUUUUUCCCUCAUCAAUCUACACACAAUACCCCAUAAGGACAAAGCAAAAAUGUUUUUUAGAUUUUUUUGCAAAUGUAUAUAUUUAAAUAAAAAAAGAUUAGUAGAACAACAGCAUGUAUAUAUUUAAAUAAAAAAAGAUUAGUAGAACAACAGCAUCUAGUAAAGAUGAGGUCAAGCGUAUUGCCUGCCUUGUGAGUAGGGGGGGACGGUGAGAGGGUGAGGUCAAAAGAGGAGAGGAGUGGAAAGAAGGAGGCAGAGAGAAAUGAGUCAAAUGUAGACGUAGGGAGGUUGAAAUCCCCCAGAACUGUGAGGGGUGAGCCAUCCUCAGGAAAGGAACUUAUCAAGGCGUCAAGCUCAUUGAUGAACUCUCCAAGGGAACCUGGAGGGCGAUAGAUGACAAGGAUAUUAAGCUUAAAUGGGCUAGUGACUGUGACAGCAUGGAAUUCAAAUGAGGAGAUAGACAGAUGGGUCAGGGGAAAAAUUGAGAAUGUCCACUUGGGAGAGAUGAGGAUUCCUGUGCCACCACCCCGCUGACCAGAUGCUCUCGGGGUAUGCGAGAACACAUGGUCAGACGAGGAGAGAGCAGUAGGAGUAGCAGUGUUUUCAGUGGUAAUCCAUGUUUCCGUCAGCGCCAAGAAGUCGAGGGACUGGAGGGUAGCAUAGGCUGAGAUGAACUCUGCCUUGUUGGCAGCAGAACGGCAGUUCCAGAGGCUGCCUGAGACCUGGAACUCCACGUGGGUGGUGCGUGCAGGGACCACCAGGUUAGAGAGGCAGCAGCCACGCGGUGUGAGGCGUUUGUAUAGCCUGUGCAGAGAGGAGAGAACAGGGAUAGGCAGAGGCAUAGUUGACAGGCUGCAGCAAAUGGCUACAAUAAUGCAGAGGAGAUCGGAAUGAAAUGAACUAAACAUCUGGGAAAGGAGAGAGCGGGGCCUCCCUCACCACAACUCCCAAAUAUAACUCUCCCAACUUCCACCUCAGAAACUAUAAUUGUUGUAAACUACAGCGGUUCAAUGUUUUCUAGGAAUAGACUAACUUAGUUUAUUCAGCUAGCUAACUAGGUACAGUAUUAUUCCAUGAAAAUCGUCCGGGCACCUAGUCAUAAGACGCCACAGCCAGCUAGCAUGCCGGACUCCAACAACACGGUUUAGCGCCAAUACUCGGCCACAACAAACCACUAGAGUAUCAACACGAAAGCAGAUCGUUCGUGUCCGUGUCUAACGUUGUGGGUUAGUCCCGACAGCUUGAGCGAGUCCGUCGUCAACUUAUUCAGCCAGUUAGUUAGCUAGAAUAGUUAGCAAACUAGCUAGCCAUUGCUUUCAGACAAAGAAGAACCCCUCCUUUCACGGCACAAACACACAGAGAGAGCCAAACUAACGUUAACUAGUCACCCAUGUCCCGAAUUCCUUGAAUGACUCGGGCUACCAAUAUGUAAAAAACAAAACACGAAUGUAGGUUAUGACUUACCCCUAGCAGCUACUGUUAGCUAGCCAAGUGCAAAGCUAGCCACUGAAUUGACUCAGCCAGUUCGCGUCUGUUCGCUAGGUCGUUCCAGCUAUUGUUUACUAGUAGCUAUCCAGGUAGCAACACGCUAGCUAAAUUUCAAGCACAGUAGCCACUUGCUACCUAACGUUAACGGUUCAGACAAUGAGGUUAGAAAACAGCUGAAUGGUAGGCAAUUAUUGUAUGUAAUUAUUGUAGGCAGCCAGCUGGCGUAAUUACAGGCACUCUCAGGCGUGAAACAACUAUACCGUUGCUAAUAGCUACUCGCCAGCUAGUCCAGGUGGUGGGCUAGCUAGCUAGCUUCGUGCUACACCGGGCACAGCCAAAUACAAUACUAACCUACAAUAAAUACAUACAACAACCCACGAUAACUACCUACAAUACCUAACUACAAUCUAAAUACAUAGUUUAAGCCUUACUCGACAAAGCCCAAGCUAUGUAUAAAGCCAAGCUUACCCGACGCCAAGCUUACCCGACGACCUCCUCCUUCGACCUCCCCCCAGAGGCCCUGUCAACUUAUAUAGACAGGUGUGUGCCUUUCCAAAUCAUGUACAAUCAAUUGAAUUUACCACAGGUGGACUCCAAUCAAGUUGUAGAAACAUCAAGGAUGAUCAAUGGAAACAGGAUGCACCUGAGCUCAAUUUCGAGUCUCAUAGCAAAGGGUCUGAAUACUUAUGUAAAUAAGGCAUUUCUGUUUUUCAUUUUUAAUACAUUUGCAAAAAUUUCUAAAAACCUGUUUUCGCUUUGUCAUUAUGGGGUAUUGUGUGUAGAUUGAUAAGGAUUUUUUUUUUUUAAUCCAUUUUAGAAUAAGGCUGUAAGGUAACAAAAUGUGGAAAAGUGAAGGGGUCUGAAUACUUUCCGAAUGCACUGUAUCUCUCAUUUUACAUGAUUAUAGAGAACAAAGUUAGAAACGUGUGUCGAUAUUUUCAUGUUGGUGUAAGAUCGUCCCAAAAUAAGUCACCCCCUCCCCUCCAGGUUGUUUUGCAGACAGCAGGGUGAGAACUUCUGGUAACAUCACAGCAAAGAUUGGUCAUGCUGUGACUCUGUCCUGUGAGCUGUCUGGAGACGGGGAGGUGUCCCAGGUUGAGUGGAGAAUUGGAGGGUGUGAUGGCCAUAGGAUACUGGUUUCUAACACAAACAACCCAAUUGUCGUGGAGCCGGACUAUAUCAACCGUGUCUCUGCUGUGACGAUGCGUGGAUACACGUUACUAGAAACACAGAGGAAUGACGCUGGGCCGUACUGCUGCUCUCUCACAACCUUCCCACAUGGGACUCUGAAUGGUCGCCUUUAUUUGUAUCUGAGUGAAUACACACAAACAGGUACUGCCCACCUUCACCAACUCCAAACCAGGCUAGCAUGUACCUCACAUAUUUCUCUUCUACGCCAAGUUGUUCUGCCACAGAAGCACCUAGUCACCAAGAUGACACCCACAGCCACCUAGUCACCAAGAUGACACCCACAGCCACCACGCACGUGCUUUCGGAACUGUCACACUAACCUAUACGUCAGCUAUUGUAAUAAUCUGGAUGUAGAAAAUAUAAGAUAUUUCUAACUAGUUCCCUCCUGUUUUGUCAGCCUUCGGUGAAUCUCCUCUCAUAAUGAUUGUGUCCAUUGCGAGUGGGAUUCUGGGAGUGCUGGUGCUGGGAGGGACCAUAAUGGCACUGUUGCUCUGUAAGGUGAGACCCACACAUCUACCCAUAACACCUCUCUCACUUCAUAGCUAUUUCAGCCUGGUUCUGAGAGAGGGCUAGAGAUGAAAUUAUCUAAUGCCCUUAGGUGGCUAUAAUCGGAACUGCAGUGUAGCUUGGUGGCUGCGAUUGAUACAUGUUGUGACGCCAAGCUGCUAUACAACCCAAUUUCUCUCCAAAGUGUUUAAUGGCACAUUCCUAUAUUCACAGAGGUGUAGAAGACCAGUGCAGGACCCUGUGCAUGUGGCAGUUCAUCCACAGGGGUUUCCACAAAACCACCCCUCCAUCCUCCAGAACAGCCAGGCCCAUGCUCCCCCACCACAGAGGAGUAACAAUGAGGAGGAGGAGGAGGAGGACAGGGACAUGGAUUACUUGAACAUUGCAGUGCUUCGCCUCCCCAGAAUUCCGCCUACUGCCUCGGGGAAGAGAUAG